GCAUCGCGCUCUGUGAUUGGUCCAGGCGUCCUGGCAUGUGGAUUUAAAUUUACAGGCAUCGGACCAGUUUAUAAUAACUUGCAUCUACUGGCGUCUGUUUUCCCAUGUGUUUCACAUUAGAGACCUAGGACGCGUUUAAAUAUCAGUGCUGUUCAUUUUGUAAACGUUGAAUAAUGGUGGUUAUGGAGGAAAGCCUGAGAACAUUGACCAGGGUCUUCAGGAGAGAAUGUCACAGGGUGUUAGACUCUGAGAGGACCACCAUCCAAGGGGCUGAUGGGAUGCUGAUGGUCCUACAACUUGCUAUGGCUGGGGUCAACAAGCAGGAACAUGGGGACUUUGGUGUUGUUUUGAGUGAAGUCUUGGCUGCCUGGAAAUACUUCCUUCUGGAUAAGCUCCAGCUAUCCCACAACGAUAUCCCUCUUCCACAAAACUAUGACCUCAUCCGAAAAGAGUAUGACUGCUUUUUGAAACGCACCAAUACUGUGGACUUGAUUGACGUCUUCAUUAUGUUCAAGGAGCUUCGGAUAAAUGAGGACCCUGAGGAGCCCCUAACCGCAAUGCAACUGUUUCAGUUUCUCAUUGGUGAGAAGGAGAGUUUGGAGAAAAUGGAUCCUUUUCCUUUGUGUCCCGCAACUCCAUCUAACAAGGCAAUCUGCAGUCCACAGAUACAGAGAGUUGUCAGGAGAGUUUUCUGUUUUUAUUUGGGCCUUCUGGUGAACUCUAAGAACGACCUGGCCCUCGCAUACACCCUGGACAACCCAGAUCGCUCUCUGGGUCACAGCGCCUUUACUGACCUUAGACAUGCUGCCUGCGACAGCGCCUCGUCUCUCUUCCUGACAGUAACAUCAUUUGUCAGGGCCAUACAGUUGGGAGGAAAGGGGUACGCCCCACCUGAGUCUCACCCCUUAAGGAAGCACGUAAAGGGUUUAUCGGAGUUUCUUAACUUUGUUGACCAGUGUCAAGAAGUCCUGGGAGAAACCCCUAAUCCCAGAGAAGCUGGAUCCAAGCUGGUGUCUAGUAUUAGAGCUGCUCUGGUCAAAGGCCGCAGUAAUGGAGACCCAGUCUACCUUGCAGCAGAGGAUACGGCCAAAAGUCUCAAGGAAAGAAUUGGUCAAAUACACACCAUGCAGACACAUUCAGUGGUUGGCACGGGAAUCAGUCCAGCAAGGCCCAAAGCAUAUGCUAUUAACCACUCCACUGCCUAUGGGGGACGAGAGACUGUUAAGGUUCUGAUGACUCUUUUGGAUGAAGAAGCACUAGCACCGCCCUGCAGGAACAAGGCGGAAUUGCUCUCUGAAGAUCAUGCAGUUCUUAAUGGCAGCUCUGGAUUUUGUCUUCUUACCCUUUACAAAUCUCCAGAUGCUCCCACGGGAUCUUCUCCAAAGCCUUUACGGAACCGCAUCUUGAGCCAACAAGAACACAUCAAGUCCAAGGUUGUGCGGCCAACCAUCCGCUCUCAGUUUGCAUGCACAUACAAGGAUGAUGAGCUGCCCCUCAACCGGGUGUUGGAGUUUCCCAGCACCAGCCAACUUCCCACCUGUAUGCACCCUGCACCCAAAAAACCCAUCCCUUUAUCAGUGACUGUGGAGGAAGAGCAUGACCCCACUGGGAUGGACAUCAGUGUCAAAGAUAUGGACCCAGAGGCCACUAACUUAAGGCAUGAAGGUCCUGGCCAAACUGCUCUGGGGGAACAUAGUGGAAAUGCUUGGAUCCGAGCAGGUGGGAAGGGGACCCAGCCAGAACAGCUCAGAAGAGCAACCGGGACCUCAAAGAGAAAGCUCGCCAAUAGAGAGUGCACCGAGCAAGGAAGAGAAGAGAACCAGCCCCCUCAGAAAAGACCCCCUGCCAAGGCUCCUGCUGGAGGCCUGGGGAAAAGGAACGUUAAAGCUGCAAGCAAGAAGCUUAUCGCUGGUCAGGGCAAACUCACCGGCUUUUUCAGACUGUAAUUUACUCACCAGUGAUGCUCUGUUUUGGCAAUGAAGUCAGGUUUUAUUCAUUAGUAGAUUAAAUGCAUUUAGAGGGGCAGUUCACCUGAAAUUGGUAAUUUACUCCCACUCAUGCUAUUCUAAACUUUUUGUUUUUGGGUGAAAUAGCCAUAAAAAUGCUUUUAAUACGUCGUGUCCCUCUUCUCCAGAUUAUUACUGACGGGAUGUGUGUGUAUGUGUAUAUAUUUGUGUGUGCAUGUUUGCGAUGUUAAGGGAAGACUAUGAGUUGGCAGAGAAAGAACUCUAUCAUUUCAUUUUAGGAUUGUGUGACAGUCAUGAUAUAUGCUCUCUGUUCCCCUUGAACACGACUCGUACUUUGCAGAUUUUAAUAAAAUUUUAUUUCAGUUCUUUUUAAAUCAUACAA
Molecule: messenger RNA, 2349 nt
Organism: Cyprinus carpio (common carp)
Lineage: Eukaryota; Metazoa; Chordata; Actinopteri; Cypriniformes; Cyprinidae
Gene: parpbp
Product: PARP1 binding protein
Exons: 11
Coding region: 174-1946 (590 amino acids)
Biological process (GO): negative regulation of double-strand break repair via homologous recombination
Cellular component (GO): chromatin
Source: RefSeq, a predicted model, not a curated record